GGAUCCAACUUCUCGACUAACAGAACGUCAAGGCAGCUAUCACUCACUCCCCGCCAAUCCCUCGGUCAACCAACGCAAUUUGUGAAGGGGGGGGGGGCUUUGAGAGGAGAAGCUAAGAGGGGCGCUUUUCUCUUUCUUGGGGGUAACGCCUGAGGCUGGACCUGGGCAAGCUUAGAGGUAGCAGCUACAGGCAGCUUAGUAAGAGGAGGAGAAGGAGGCGGCGGCGCGGACGUCACUUUCCCCGGCCGCAUGUUUACGUGGAGAUGAAGAUGGCGGCGCCGGUGGGUCCGCCACGGAGUCUCUGCGCCUCGUAACGCAGAAGAAUUCGUGAGAGUUGAAGUUCGCCGUCCCUUCCCGCGUCUUGGGACGGCGGGCUGCCCCCUUUCAGCCUGGCGCUCGGUAACGCUGUGGUCUCUCUGCGCAGGGGCCAUGGAGGACGAGGAAAGGCAGAAGAAGCUGGAGGCCGGCAAAGCCAAGCUUGCUCAAUUUAGACAAAGGAAAGCACACUCUGAAGGACAGAAUGCAGCCAAGAAGCAGAAAAAAAAGAAAAAGGUCGCAAACACCAAAGAUGAAGAACUAGUUCAAGAAGGUCUAGAUAUUGAUCAGUCACAAGGUGAAGAUACAUAUACCCACAGCUGUGAAAGAGGAGCAGCUGCUACACCUGACUUUGCUAUAGUGAGGACUUUGCACAGUAGCGAAAUGACCAAACAUGAUCAAACUUAUACCACAGAAUUGGAAAGUGAGAUUUCUACCACAGCUGAUGAUUAUAGCUCAGAGGUAAAUGGUUGCAGUUUUUUGUCGAAAACAGAGGUACCUGGAGACUUUAUCAGGGAAGAAGAAUUUGGAUUUGGAGAGAAUUAUUCUGAACUUGGGAUGCAGCAUUCUCUGACACGACUGGAGAUGGUGGAGAAUGAAUUGGCUGGAAAACAGCAAGAGAUUGAAGAGCUAAACAGAGAGCUAGAAGAAAUGAGGGCAGCAUAUGGUACAGAAGGAUUGCAACAGCUACAGGAAUUUGAGGCUGCUAUAAAAAAAAGAGAUGACAUCAUCACACAACUCACUGCUAAUCUUCAACAAGCAAGGAAAGAGAAGGAUGAAACCAUGAGGGAGUUUUUGGAUUUGACUGAACAGAGUCAGAAACUGCAAAUUCAGUUUCAACAUUUGCAGGCAAGUGAAGCCCUAAGGAAUACUAGUCACAGUAGCACAGCUGCGGACUUACUGCAGACCAAACAACAGAUACUUGCAUAUCAACAGCAGCUAGAAGAACAAGAGCAGCUAUUGAGAAGCUAUAAUAUGAAGAAUGAAGACUAUGAAAUGCAAGUUUCCCUUCUGCAACAGAGAAUAGCUGGCUUCGAAAUGGAAAGGAGGCACAUAGCUGAAGAAGAUUGUAUUAAGAAGAAGCUACAAGAAAAAGAAACAAUUAUUGAAAAAUUGGAAACAAAAAUAAGAGAAGAAGAAGAAAACAUAGUGGGUCUUCAGAAAAAAGUAUCACUUGCUGAGAAAUCUAUUGAAGAAUUAAAAGAAGAGGUUUUACAAAAGAACAAAGAGGUACAUAAUGUGAGGGUAGAACUGGCAAGUUCGAAGCAAAAAGAAAAACAGUGUUCUGAUGAAAUAAAACAGCUAAUGGGAACUGUGGAAGAACUGCAAAAGCGUUGUCACAAAGAUAGCCAAUUCGAGAAGGACAUUAUGCAAAGAAUGGAACAUGAAGCUCAAAGAAGACUUGAAGACCUCAGGGCAGAAUUAGAAGAAGUGCAUGGGCAACAGAUAGUACACAUGAAGCAAGAAUUAGUGAGGGAACAUACAAUAGAGAUUGAAAAGCUUCUUGCCCAACAGAAAGCAGAUCUGGAGAGAACUUUGAAUUUAGGUUCUGAUAAUGCUAAUGAGGACCAAAUACAUUUAAUGAACAUUGCAAUUAAUGAAUUGAAUCUGAUGUUGCAAGAUGCCAACUACCAGAGAGAAAAGACAAGGCAGGAUUUGUCACAACAGCUUGAAGAAAUAACUUCAGAGAAGUCUUCUCUAAAAAGUCAAAUUGAAGAUCUUUAUCAAGAACUAAGACUUGCAAGAGAACAGAUUCAGAGAGCCCAGAAGACUAUAAAUGAAAAGGAAACCAAGUUACUUGAAUCUGAAGAGUUACUAAUCUCUGUUGAAGAUGUAAAAGCAGAGCUUGCUUCUGCAGUGCAGAUGCAGACAGAACUAGAAAUAAAACAUGAGGCAGAAAUUACAAAUUACAAAAUAAAACUUGAAAUGCUAGAAAGAGAGAAGGAUGCGGUUUUGGACAGGAUGGCUGAAUCUCAAGAGGCUGAACUAGAGAGACUAAGGACUCAGCUGUUGUUUAGUCAUGAGGAAGAACUAUCAAAACUUAGAGAUGAUUUACUGCAAGAGCACAGAAUAAACAUUGAAAAUCUUAAAGAUAAUUUACAUAUUAAACAUAAACAGCAGUUAGAUGGAUUACAAAAUGAAAUGACUAAAAAAAUAGAAGCCAUGAAGUCAGAAAAUGAUAAUUUAACAGUAAAACAGAAUCAGUUUAUGUCAGAAAUAUCAAGGCUGAAAGAUUUGCAGCAGGCCAUGGCAAAUUCUAAAUCAGAAGAAAUGUCAAUUCAGAUCCACGAACUCCAGAAAGAGAUAGAAAUUCUUAGGCAAGAAAAAAGAGAAAAGGGUACUCUUAAACUGGAAAUCCAGGAAUUGCAACUCAAAAUAGAGUUAUUGGAAAAACAGAUGAAAGAAAGAGAGGCUGAUCUUCAAGAAAAAUGUACAUUACUUGAAACACAAAAUAUAGUUCUUGAAGAUGAAAAUAAUGCUCUGCAAGAGAAAUUAAAAAACUAUGCUGUUAUGAAUAUAGAAGAAAGUUUGAUCAUUGAUAAUAUUAGUUCCAAUUCACAGGACUUUGGUUUGCAAAACAGAAUAGAAGAUCUGAUAGCAGAAAAUGAGAGACUUGUAAAACAAGAAAUUGUACUCAAAGAAGAGAUUGAGAAGCAAAGGAAUUCUCUUUCAUUUACUGAGAAAAACUUUGAACAUAAUUAUCAGGAACUCAGGGAAGAAUAUGUUUCUCUACUAAAGGUAAAAUCUGAUUUAGAAAAGAGCAAGAAUGAACAAGAGGCUGAAUACAGAGCAAGACUCCAAGCCUUGACAGAAGAGAUCCAAAACUUGCAAAGAGAUAUGGCAGUUAUACAUAAAACCCAAAGUUCAGCCUUGCAUGGUAAGAGAGAGAAAUUUUUAAGAUCAGAAACAUUCGAUAUCGAGGAGGUUGUAGAAAAAGAUACAACAGAACUUAUGGAAAAGCUUGAGGUAACUCAGCGUGAGAAGCUGGAACUUUCAUUUAAACUUUCAGAUCUUUCUGAAGAAUUAAAGUUGAAGGACAGUGAAAUCUGUCAACUAAGUGAAGAAAUUAAAUCUCUAAAACAAGAUAAAGAUUGCAUUGCAGUGAAGUGUAAAGAACUGGAACUCAUUCUUAGUCAUAGGCAGGGAGUGAAUAUGAAAACUUAUGAACAUAAGCUGUACUCCAAUGGGGGAACACAGUUGGAUCCUAACACAUUUGCUGAGCCUGGCAGUUUAAUAUCUGAUUCAUGCAAAGAAUAUGGCAAUAUAGUAACAGAAAGAGAAGAAAAACAGACACCAAUCAAAAGGAUAGUUCAUAUUCCAGUGGAAGAGGCAAUUCAGCAGAAUCUGAAUCCAGAACCACUGUUAUUAUUGGAUAAUUUACAGCAAAUGAGUGCUGAAUUAGCAGCAGACCCUUCAUGUGUGAGCCUUGUGCAAAGUGAAAACAAACUUCGAGACCAGCUAGAUAUGCUAAAAUCUGAACAGAGUGAUCUAAAGCUGCAGAUGGAGGCCCAGCGCAUUUGUCUGUCUCUGGUUUAUUCAGCUCACGUGGACCAAGUGCGUGAAUACAUGGAAAAUGAAAAGCAGAAUGCGCUUUCUGCUCUUAAGGAGGAGCUCCAGGUUUGUCAUGCAGAAGAGCUGUAUGAGGUUAAGAAAAACCAGCUGGAUUAUCAAGCUACAAAAGAUCAAAAACCAGAUAAACAAGGGCAAUCUAUAUCUGCGCGCCUAGAAGGGCUUAGCAAGACAGUAGCUGAAGAAUGCUCCAAAAUUAAUCAGUCUCUGUGCAAUAUUCUUCAUGAAGAACCUUCCAUUGCUCUUGAAGAUAACACUGGAGAGAAAUCUAGCACUGUAUUAAUAUCUAGAAUUGAAGCUCAAGAUUUGGAGAGAACACUGCAAACUAUCCUAAGCAAGAUAUUGGAGGAACACCACAGUUUAUUGGAAUAUCAUGCACAGUUUUUGAAAGAUGUAACAAAGGUUGAAGAAUUUAAGUUGUCACAUGCAGACCACAAUGAAAGAAAAACUAGAAAUGCCCAGCAAAGUCUUGGACGCUUCCAUACGCCAUCUCAGGAUCUUAAUGAUUUCAAUGUUAGUCAGUCUCACUGGGAAGAUAUGGAGAAGUUUAAAUCUCAGCUUGAAGAACAACAUGCUCAAGAAGUUGAACGCCUCCGAUCCUAUUACCAUCAGCAGUUGAAAGAAACUGAGGAAAGAUGUACUACAGAGAUAGCUCACUUGCAGAGUAGACUGGAAAAUGCCAGGGUCCCCUCUGAAUGUUUCAGUAUUUCCAGGAAAUCUCAGACAAAUGAAAUGCUACAAAAAGGGAAGCAUGCUGAAAGUGAUCUCCAGCAAAUUGCAGAGAAGGCAGUGGAGCUCUCGAAUGAAGUUGGCUUGAUUGAAUUUCUGGAAAAACAGUAUCAAGAAAAAUUAUUAGAAGAAAUAGCAAAGGUUGUCGUAACCAUGAGUGUACAGUUUGCACAGAAAAAUGAACUUGAAAGAAUUGCUAAUCUAAAGGGAGAUGACAUGUUGAUGGGUAAUAAUUUGAGUAGAACGGAGUGCCCUGAAGAAUUAGAGAGUCGUAGAGAUGAGAGAACAGGCACCAAGUACGAAGCAACUAAAUCACUUAGCAUGGAGAUCAGUGAAGAGUACAGUGGAACUACAUCUAUUGAUGGACAGUUUCAGCCAGAUGUUAAGUCUGCAAUGGUGCCUGGACUACGUGAAGUUGAUUCAGUGUCCCCAACAGACUCCUCUUCAAGUGAUAAAGAGCUUAUGCAAAAAACAUCUCAGAUUACCAGUGAAGACUCCAUCUCCAGCAUGGUAUCUUCUAAACAGAUAUUAUUGUAUGAAGAGCGCUUGGAAGAUAUGCGUCAAGAACUUGUCCGACAGUAUCAAGAACAUCAGCAGGCAACGGAAAUGUUGAAGCAGGGCCACAUGCAGCAGAUGGAAUGGCAGAAAGAAAAUCAAGAACUCCUUCAAGCAGAGCUUGAUAGACUUAAAACACAGUUAGCAGAGAACAUAGCACUGGAUAGUGACCACAUCAUCACAGAAAGAGAACAAAUGCUUUUAGAGGAACUAGAAUUACUAAGGAAGCAAUUAACACCUGAGGGAAAGAAGCUAUCUUCUGAGCUAAAAAACAGUAGUACUCAAACACAGAAUGAAAAUAGAAAUGAAACUGAAUCCAAAGAGUGCAUUUUGGAAUGUGAAGAUGGAGAUGGGAACCACAGUGAAGCUUCUUCAGACAUCUUUUCCAAAGAAAGACAUGGUUUACAGAAGGCUAACAACAGACUCCUUAAGAUUCUCUUGGAAGUUGUGAAGACUGUUGUCGCUGUAGAAGAAACAAUUGGCCGCCAUGUUGUGGGGCUGUUAGAUUGGUCAUCAAAAUGUCAGUUGCCUUGUAAAAGUCUUUCAUGGGAAACAAAAACAGAGGACUUGAAAAAACCGAGCGUCCGUGUGGGAUAUGAAGCAGAAAAGUCGUUUUCAUCAUAUCUUGGCAGUAAUCUGGAAGAUGAUGUCAGUAACAUUUGGUCAGAAGUAACUGAUGAAAACCUUGUCCUCUCACAGUACCUUGCAGAACAUGGCUUUGCUGGAGUGGAAAUAGACUCUGAAAAUCAAGAGCUAGUUUUAAAUAUCAGCUUUCGACUUCAGGCAGCUGUUGAAAAACUUCUGGAAGCAAUCAAUGAAACUACAAAUCAGCUUGAACAUGCCAGAGUUACUCAGACAGAAUUGAUGCGAGAGUCCUUUAAACGGGAACAAGAAGUCACUGAAUUGCUCAAAGGUCAGGAGGAUUUGCAAGAGCGAUUGGAUGAAGAGGUUAAAGCUAGACAGCAGUUGGCACUGGAGCUUGGCAGAGCAGAGAGUCUUGUUGAUGGUUAUGCAGAUGAAAAAUCACUUCUGGAAAAGCAAAUCCAGGAAAAAACAGAUGUAAUUGAACAUCUCGAGCAAGACCUCCUUUGUACAGGUAACAAAUUACAGGAACUAGAGGCCGAGAGGCAGCAGCUUCAAGAAGAAAAGGAGUUGCUCUUCAGACAAAAGGAUGCUAUGAAAGCCGAUGCAGGACCAAUAGAACAACGCCUAGUAGAUGCUGCAGUCGAUGCAGCUUCUCAAGCAGAGUUGCUGGCAGAGACAGAAAAGCUUAUGAAGGAAAAAAUAGAAGUACAACGGCAAGCUGAGAAAGAAUAUGACUACCUUCAGAAGCAGGUGAAAGUUCUGGAAGCUGAUAUAGAGGAGCAAGUCAGCCGUCUUUUGGAAUUAGAGCAAGAAAAGAAUGCAGAAUUAAUGGAUCUAAGGCAGCAGAACCAAGCUUUGGAAAAACAACUGGAGAAAACAAAGAAGUUUCUAGAUGAACAGGCAAUUGACAGGGAACAUGAAAGGGAUGUAUUCCAACAGGAGAUACAAAAACUUGAGCACCAGCUGAAGAUUCCUCAGAGAUUUCAGCCUGUCAAUGAACACCAAAAUAGAGAGGUUGAGCAGUUAACAAAUCAUCUCAAAGAAAAGACAGACAAAUGCAGUGAGCUUUUGCUCUCUAAGGAGCAACUUCAAAGAGAUGUGCAAGAACGGAAUGAAGAAAUUGAGAAAUUAGAGUGCAGAAUCAGAGAAUUGGAACAAGCCUUAAUGAUCAGUGCAGACAGUUUGCAAAAGGUGGAGCAAAGGAAGCAGUUUGGGUCUGCAGUAAGGGGAGAAUUGCCUCUAGAAGCUCAGUUACAGGCGGAACAAGAAGCUGUAGACAGAAAGGAAAAAGAGAUAAUAAAUCUUGAAGAACAGUUAGAGCAGUUCCGUGAGGAACUAGAAAACAAAAAUGAAGAGGUACAGCAGUUGCACAUGCAACUAGAAAUCCAGCGAAAAGAAGCCACUACACGGCAACAGGAGCUAGAACAAGAGAAUAAAUUAUUCAAGGAGGAAAUGGAAAAAUUGGGAUUAGCUAUCCAAAAUCCUGAAGAUGUUUCCAUAAAGGAUCAUCAGCCAGUUACGGGGAAGUUUGUACAGAUCGUACAGGAAAAAGAACGGGAAAUAAAUGAACUCCAUGAACAGAUUGCAAAACUGCAACAGCAGCUUGAAUUUACAACAGAUAACAAAGUAAUUGAGGAAAAAAAUGAUCACAUAAAGGAACUGGAGGCCCAAAUAGAAUACUUGAAGAGUGAUCAAGAGCGUGUAAAACAAAACAGUGAGCAGGAAAUAGAACAGCUGAAUGAAGUUAUUGAAAAGCUGCAGCAAGAGCUGGCAAAUAUUGAGCACAAAGAACCUCUGGACUUCUCAUUGAUUCAGGAAGAUGCAGAUAAUAUAAAACAGCAGCUAGAUGUAGUGGUGGCAGAAAAAGAAGCUCUGUUGAGGAAAGUGGAAAGUAGUGAUAUAGAGGUGUCCCAUGCAAAGCAUGAACUGGAGGAAACAAAAUUAAAAGCAAAGAAGUUAAAAGAAGAACUAGAUACCCUGAAGGAGGCACAUGAACGAAUGGGAGAAGAGCAUGAAAAUGUGCAAACGAGAAGUAGUAUGGCUGAAGUAGGAAUGAAGCUCAGUGAACAACCUGUAAAUAAGAAAAAAACUAAAAUAUGUAAUUCUGUGGAUGAAAAUGCUAAAGAUUCAUUGAGCAACACAGACACAAAGUUGCAGCAGUUUCAGAAAGUUCUUAAGGAGAAGGAUUUGGAGCUAAAACAGUGUUACAAGCAAAUUAAAGAUUUAAAUGAGCAAGCGCAGGCUGAGUCAGAGGCAUUUCAGCAGAAGAUAGUAGAGCUGGAAGAAACACUGGCACAGAAGGCUGCUGCAGCAGUUGUUAUUGAAGCCCAGCUGAAUGCGGUUCUAGAACAAAAUAAAGUCCUCCCAGAAAUGCAUGCAGGAGGCCCCGAGGAAGCCAUACAGACUAUUCUAACAGAAAAAGUAGAUAGCAUAGUAGAAGAAGAUGCAAAGCUUAGAUUAUCAGCACUGCUAGAAAAACUUACAGAGAUGGAGUGCCAAGUGGCAAAUGCACAUAGUAACUUGCAGAUAGAAAAAACAAAAGUGGAAAUGGCACAGAAAGAAGCGAAGGAAAAAGAAGGAAGGCUUGCUGAACUACGGCAGCUUCUAGCAGAUGCAGAAGAAAAGCACAAAAGGGAAAGGGCAAAGAUCUCCAAGAAAACAAAAGCUCCUCAGAUGGUCCAAGAACAGAGUGAAAAUAAACAAAGAAGUUUACUACCUGAUGAUCUUGAACUAGAAAAAUUCAGAGCAGAGUCUGUUGCUGCUAAGGAAGAGCUUAACAGUUGUAGAGAGAAAACAGAAAAAUUGAAAGAGGAGUUAAUGGUAAAAGAAGCAAGUGUGAUUUGUCUUCAGGAAGAACUAAAGCAAACAAGGGAAAAACUUUCUCAAGUGGAAGAGAAACUUGCAGUUUAUGUGCAGAAGGAAGAAACCGCUAACAGAUUGAAGAGAGUAUGUACCAAAGAAGAACCUGAUGUCAACAGAACAAACGCAUCAUGUCAAACUAACAAAACGAUACUUAUCAAUAGUUGUAACCAAACAUUGCAGCUGCUUACCAAAAAUGAAGGAAUACAGAGUGAUUUGCAGAAUGGGUGUUCAUCAGAGGAAGUUGCAGAAAUCAUAAGGGAGUUCAGUGAAAAAAUUGAUCAGAUGCAAGAACUACACGCAGCUGAAAUAAUGGAUAUGGAGACCCGACAUAUUUCAGAAUCAGAAGCAUUGAAAAGAGAACAGUUCCUUUUAGUACAAGAAUUAACUGAAGAAUGCAGUUCUUUGAAGGCUGUCAUAGAAACCUUGAGAGAUAAAGAGGGGAUUCCUUCUUUUUCCCAGUCUGUAUCUUCUAAUGCCAGAGAUGGUUGUUCUAGUGACUCUAGUUCAGACUGGAGCCAAGGAGUAUAUCUUGCACCAAGUCAAGGAUCAGAUAAUGUAUCAGAAGAAAUAGGAAAUGAAGAUGAAUCUUCAGCAGAUUUCCUUCCCAAGAAAAUAAAGGGGUUACUAAGAGCUGUUCAUCAUGAAGGUAUACAGGUGCUGAAUCUCACAGAAUUUCCUUACAGUGACAGUGACGUACCUUCUCUUAAGCAAGGGGCAGAAUGUUGGUUGCAAGAACGCAAGGCAUUCUUGAGCACUGUUUCAGCUUUGAAGGAUUUAAUUGCUAAAAUGCAGGUUCAUGGGGAUCCUGAGCUUUAUGUAGGAUCUGAAUCUGCUGGUGGCAUCUCAGACUGGCGAUCUGAACUUCUGUUUGCUGUCCAACAAGUCUUUCAAAGAGAAAAGGAUGUUCUUCUAGCAGUAUUUCAAACAGAACUGACUGAAGGAGGCACCAGGGAUGUAAUGGAACUAAUUGGGCAACUAGAAAGGAGGCUUCAAGAACAGGGUGCAUAUCAGAGAGCUGCUGUGGAUUGCAUUCAGAAUGCAGACAGGAUAAGUUUGUUAAUGGAAGUCAAAUGGUUGCGCUCCCAACUGAACAAUCAGAGAACUGAUUCAAAGAGGGAAGCUAAAAUUGAGCCAAACUGUCAAGAGUUGCUGGGGUGCAACAUGGAGAUGCAAAUGGAGCUCAGUAGCAUAAAGGACAAAGCAACUGAGCUUCAGGAGCAGCUGAAUGCAGAGAGGAUGAUGGUUGCUGAAUUGAAGAAUGGACUUGAACAAGCAAAACUAGAACUGGAAACAACACUUAAAGCCCAACACAAGCACUUAAGAGAUUUGGAAGCAAUCAGAAAUGAACUGAAAGUAAAAACAGCUGAAUUAGACAUGCUGAAAGAUACACUGGCAAGUGAACAGAAGAGGUCAAGAGAGCUUCAGUGGGCGCUGGAGAAGGAGAAGGCUAAAAUGGAACGCAGUGAGGGGCGAGGAAGAGAAGAGCUGGAGGAUUUGAAAUAUUCGCUUGAGAAUGAAAAACAAAAAGUGAUAGAACUGAAUAAAUUUUUGGAGUUUGAGAAGCAGCUGUCAAAUGAUUUGGAAAAGAAAGUCCAGGCCCAGGAAACUCUUAAUGCAGCCCAGCUGUCACAAGAGCGCAGCUGUAACUCUGAGCUUCAGGUACUCCUGGAAUCUGAGAGGUUCAGAGUUCUUGAACUGAGCAGUGCUCUAGAAAGGGAAAAAGAGUUCUGUGCCCAGCUUCAAGCAGCUGAACAGAAGAGGCAUGAUGGGGCUCUAAAACCAGCUGAAGAAUUACUUGGGGAUCUGCAAAAACAACUGGAUGAAAAACAUGGCCGCAUAGUGGAGCUGGUUAGUGAAACGGAGAGGUAUAAAUUGGAAUCUGUGCAGCUGAAGCAACAGAUGGAAAAAGAGAGGCAGUUUCAGAGGAAGACUCUGCAAGCUGAGCAAGAGGCUAAUCUCUUGGCACAGAAAAAAGUUCAUGAACUGGAGUCCAAAGUGGAAGAUCUUCAGUGGCAGCUUGAAGAAAAGAGACAGCAGGUUCAUCAGCUGCAGUGUGAGGAAAAGAAAUUGCAAGGAAUCAUCCAAGAACUUCAACAAGAGGAGCAGAGGAAAGAGGCAGGAGCCAAAGUGGAAAUAGCAACACAUCAGAAUCUAAAUGAGGCAACUUGGGAUACAUCUGAUGAGAGAACAAGAAAGUGGGUCUUCCAGCAAAAAAUGGGAGCAGCUGAAACAAAAGAAUUGUCCUAUUCUGCUCUGAUUGGCAUGGGUGGAGGAGAUGUUAUUAAGGAGUCCCAGGAUCUGCAGGCUGCCAGACAGAAGCUAAGAAAUGUGUCUUCAAAGUUGAAACUUCUGGCUAACAAAGCUGCCAACAGGCUGCCAUUUGAAAAAACAGAUGAUGAAGACUUUGUUGAAAUACAAAAUGAUAUUGAAGAAGUUCUGUUGCAUUUGCAAAUGUUAUCUGGCUUUUCCAACCUGGAGGCAGAGCUGAAUUCAGAGCUACCACCCUUUAGUUCAUUGACUGAACGGUUACUGAAACAAAAUGCUGAACUGACUGGAUUUGUCAGUAGACUGAGUGAGGAAAAGAACAAUUUGAGAAAUGUCAUCAUGAAACUGGAAGAAGAACUUAGACGAUACCAGCACAGAAGACCCUCUGGAGAUUCUCCUUUUAGAUCAUCACUGUGCAAUGGAGGAAAUACCAGUACGCUUGUUUCUUCGGAAGGAGAGAUCUGGAAAAGAGAGAAAUUGACUAUGCAGCAAUCCUUGAAAGAGGCAGAAGCAGAGCUGGUCAAACUGAGAGCAGAGUUAAGGAAUGAAGCUUUUCUGAGAGAACUGGGAUCUGAUUCAGAAAAUGCUGCACUAAAGAGAAUUUAUGGCAGGUACUUGAGAGCAGAGAGCUUUCGGAAGGCUCUCAUGUAUCAGAAGAAAUAUCUGCUGCUUUUACUGGGUGGCUUUCAAGAGUGUGAAGAAGCUACCUUAUCUCUCAUUGCAAGAAUGGGUGGGCAGCCUUCCUACACAGACCUGGAGCUUAUUACACGCCGUCCAAAGGGCUUCACACGUUUCCGGUCAGCAGUUAGAGUACUAAUUGCAAUUUCAAGAAUGAAGUUCCUUGUUCAUCGGUGGCAUCGAAUCACAGGUUAUAGCUCAGUAGGCACCAGCAGAGAUAGUUUUAGCCAGAACACGGGCAAUGAACUAUCUGGUGGUCUGGAGCUCUUUGGGGAACAGAGACAUUCUUAUCGAUCCAGAUCAGAGCUGGAAUCUCUCAGAUCUCCUCUAAGUUACCAACAUAGGUACCACGGCGUCCAUACUGAUUUAAGCCCAGUUUCCCUUGCAUGUUCUCAACUACAGAAUUAUGAUCCUGACAGAGCAUUAACUGAUUAUAUCAGUCGUCUGGAGGCUUUACAGAAGCGCCUUGGAACUGUACAGCCGGCACCAGCUUCAUACGCACAACUGCACUCUGGUAUCAGAAGAUAAUCUUUGCAACGUCUUCACCGCUGGUAGUGACAUCAGAGAGAAAUGCCUUCUGCGAAUCUGUGCUCCUGCUGUGCUUUUGUAUAAUGUGUAUAUUGUGGGACCAACAUGAACACAGCUCAAUGAUUGUACGCAGUUCACCUUGCUGGCACCUCCACAUUGACUGGAACUUCUGUAUAUAGGUACUUUUGUGGUCAUUCAAGCCUGAUCAUUAAAUUACAUGUAUAUUUGUGGGAAUGCUAAUUUAAACAAUUAAAUUAUUAAGAAGUGUGUAUUUAUCACAUGGAUGAGAGGAUGAAACUUAUGUAUUGGGAUUGCUGAAUGCAUAGUUGCAAGUGCACAACUUUUUCUGAUAAGGCUACUUGAAGGACUUUUCAUGAUUUUAUCCUAUUUGCUACUGGCACUGCAGAGAGAAAUAUCACUUGUAGAAACCUAUUUUUGUAAAGGUAGAAGUUUUGAAUUUUAUGGGUAUUUUGUCAAAAGUACUGAAAUAAAGAUGAUUUCAUCCUUUUAA
Heteronotia binoei (common prickly gecko) is the source of this 12598-nucleotide messenger RNA. It is a transcript of the gene AKAP9, whose product is annotated as A-kinase anchoring protein 9. NCBI's taxonomy places the organism in Eukaryota, Metazoa, Chordata, Lepidosauria, Squamata, Gekkonidae. Gene Ontology annotation, cellular component: synaptic membrane; Golgi stack; cis-Golgi network. The transcript has 51 exons. Bases 430 to 12087 code for a protein of 3885 amino acids. Gene Ontology annotation, biological process: regulation of Golgi organization; maintenance of centrosome location; regulation of ventricular cardiac muscle cell membrane repolarization. Gene Ontology annotation, molecular function: DNA binding; potassium channel regulator activity; molecular adaptor activity. The record is from RefSeq and is a predicted model, not a curated record.